AUGUCUGCUCCCCCAAACAAAAACACUGACUCUCCUAACAAGGCCAACCGCGUUCGCAACGAGUUCACUACUGGUGACUUUGACCUGACGGAGAAACGAGACGAACUACGCUACACCAUGCACCGCAAGGUCACCCUCGUCGAGUACGGCGUGUUCAUGGCCGAAUUCAUGCCGGAGGCGCCGCUAGCAUGCCCGUCGCCGUUCGCAAACAUCAUUCCUACUUCACGGCAGCGGCCAUCAUUCAGACGUGGCCCAUCGUCGAGAGGCAAUUUCAUCAAACCCACGACAAGGGCAUCUACAGCGGCAAUGAAGCAAGCCCUAGAGUCCAGCCCAUUUCAAACCAAGGAAAGCAACCCUCGAGCAGAAGUGGAUAUGUACACUCGUAUCCCGUCGGCGCUGAACAACUCCAAGAUUUUCGAAGGAUACACGUUCGUAGCAACCCCUCACAAAGCCGACAAGAAAGACGAAUCCGGGCAGGCAGUCGACUGUGGCCUGUACCCCAACGAUGCACUUCCCAAGCUCGAGGUCAAGGAAGGAUCAAAACGCAAGUUUGGGCGUACGGAUUGGUCGCUGAUCGAAAUCGCAAUCGAGUGCAAGACGCAUUCCACCGCUGGCGACCCAUUCGACGAAGAGACGAACAACCACGAGCCCAACGCCGAGGGACGCCGCAAGGUCCUCGGGCAGAUUCUCGACUACGCUGAGAAGGUCUUCGAGUACCAACACCGGACGUUCCAGUACAUGCUCCUCUUCCUCGGCGACUACGCUCGGAUCGUCCGGAUCGAUCGCGCAGGGAUCAUCGCGACAAAAAAGUUCAACUACAGGACGGAUGGUCAUAAGCUCGCAGCUUUUCUCCGGUACUACACCCGUCUCCCUCCUGCCGAGCGCGGUCACGAUACCACCGCGGUGCGUCUCGAUCCUGAGUCGGAUGAGGCCAUCCGGAUGAAGAACCGGGUGAAGAACGCCGACCCGAAAGACUACGUCGCGCAAAUGUUCAAGCAGCAACUCGACUCGGAUUGGCCUUGGUGGAAGCUCGAGGUCACUGACGACUCGCUCACGAAUCCUAAGGACAACGACGACUCGCCCAUGAAUCUUGAGGCCACCGAUGACUUGCCUUCGAACCCUGAGGUCGCCAGCGACCCGCCCAAGAAAACGAAGCGCUACUACUUGGUUGGCAAGCCGCACUUCCAGGCUGGCGGGGUCGCCGGUCGCACCACCCGCGGGUACGUUGCCCUCGAUGACGACAUCACGAAGAACGACUUCGUCCAUCUGAAGGAUGCGUGGCGCGUCGUUAGCGACGAUAUCGAGAAGGAGGGCGUCAUCCUGGAGACCCUUCGCGAACGCGAGGUUCAAUAUGUGCCUACGCUGGUCUGUCACGGCGAUGUACCCGGUCAGGAGACGAAGACGCAGGAGGUGUGGUCAAGGCUUCACCCCGAGGAGAAGUGCCACCUGAAGCAUCACCAGCACUACCGCCUCGUCGUCAAAGAGGUCGGGAAACCUCUGGAGGAGUUUUCGACAGGUCUCGAGCUUCUCACCGCGAUAUGCUAUGCUGUCCUAGCGCACUCCCAGGCAUACGAACACGGUAUCAUUCAUCGUGACAUCAGCGCGGGGAACAUUUUGCUCUACAAACCUCACGCGGACGGGGAUUGGCAAGGGCUUCUCAACGACUGGGAGUUAUCGAAGCAGUUCGCCCAACAGACCGAAAAGGGGCGCCAGCCUGAUCGCACGGGUACAUGGCAGUUCAUGUCCGUGAAUGCGCUCAAUGAUAACAAGAAAACCAUCGUCAUUCAAGACGAGCUCGAAUCGUUUUUCCACGUCGCUCUCUUCGAGGCCAUCUGCCUGCUCCACCACAACUGCGAGGACGCGAGCGUCCCACAGCUCCUACACGACUACUUCGACGAAUGCACGCCUCACGCUAAGGGGAACCACUGCGGACCGGUGAAGAGCAAUGCCAUGCGCGAAGGGCGUAUCAACCUCUCCGUCUACAAUGAGAAGCGGGAAGGCGAUGUUGAUUACGACCUGCAUUUCCUCUGGCCGCCACCGCCACCUCCAUCUCCACCGCAGCCGCAACCCCAACCGCAGCAGGAAGGGGAGAAGAAGAGCAAGGGGGGCAAGAAGAAGUGGGGGAAGAAGAAGAAAUGGGGCAAGAAGGGGCAACAGCAAGCGGCGCCUUCGCAGAAGCAGGAGCCCAUGCAGGAAGAUGUGCAUCCGCCGGAGCAGACGCCCCCGCAAGGGCCGGAGCUCGCCGGCAAGGAGCAAGAGCCCCAGCAGGUGCAAGAGCCCAAGAAGUCCCCGAUAGACCUUUUCUUCACGACCGUUCUCUCCUGGCUUAGCGCGUACUAUUCAUUGGAGGGGGCUCGUCGCCGUGAAGCCGAGGCGAAGAAGACAGCCGAUAAUCAGGAGGUUGAGCUCCAGAACGCCAUCCCACGCGCCGGGCCCGGUCUUGCCGCUCUGGUGUCGGCAAUAAAACGAAAAGGAGAAGCGAUCUCGGAGGCGGACGGACGGGCAUCGUCACCACAAGGCUCAAGUGGCACCAGCAAAGAUCUUACCCCGGGACAGGAUCUCACAUUGAAGCCGUCGCUGGCGCAGCUCGAGACUCUGGCCAAGAACCUGGAGACUCAUCAACCGAUGCUGGAGCUGAUGAGUUCGAUUUUGACCAAGACAUGGCCUAAGAACGAUCGGCACGCCAUGAGCAAGAAGCUCAACAAGCUGAAGAAGGCGAACGAGCAGGUCUCAAAAGGCACCAAGGUCACGAAGGGCACCAAGCGCAACUCCGCUGCCAUGGGCGAGCAGGGAAGCGGCAGUCCUAGCAAGAAGAGCAAGGUCUAA
Molecule: messenger RNA, 2826 nt
Organism: Trametes versicolor FP-101664 SS1
Lineage: Eukaryota; Fungi; Basidiomycota; Agaricomycetes; Polyporales; Polyporaceae
Exons: 4
Coding region: 1-2826 (941 amino acids)
Biological process (GO): protein phosphorylation
Molecular function (GO): protein kinase activity
Source: RefSeq, a predicted model, not a curated record